Eleginops maclovinus (Patagonian blennie) is the source of this 1966-nucleotide messenger RNA. It is a transcript of the gene dnajc25, whose product is annotated as DnaJ (Hsp40) homolog, subfamily C, member 25. Gene Ontology annotation, cellular component: endoplasmic reticulum membrane. Bases 1 to 1155 code for a protein of 384 amino acids. The transcript is spliced from 5 exons. Gene Ontology annotation, biological process: protein folding. Lineage: Eukaryota; Metazoa; Chordata; Actinopteri; Perciformes; Eleginopidae. The record is from RefSeq and is a predicted model, not a curated record.
AUGUCAGCAGCAGGCGACGGGACAGGCUAUGGUGGAAGCGGCGGUGGCGGUAGGCUGACAGAGAUGGCUGCAGGCAUGGAGCGGUGCCGCGGCGGCGGAGGCUGUGCUGGGAGUCCCCGGACGGUGAGGUGUUGGUGGCGGCUCGCGGUGAUCCUGUUCUCCGUGUGCUCGCUGCCGGUGGCCUCCGGGCUGGUGGAGGGCCUGUACUGCGGCACUGAGGUCUGCUACGAUGUGCUCGGAGUCUCCCGGGAGGCCGCCAAGCUGGAUAUCGCCCGGGCUUACCGGCAGCUGGCCCGCAAGUAUCAUCCGGAUCGGUUCAGGCCCGGAGAGCCCGACUAUGAGGGAGAGACCCGGGAGUCCGCCCACAAGAAGUUCCUACUCAUCGCCACCGCAUACGAGACGCUGAAGGAUGAAGAAAGUCGGCGGGACUACGACUACAUGCUGGACCACCCCGAGGAGUACUACCAGCACUACUACACCUACUACCGGAGGCAGCUCACCCCCAAAGUGGACGUGAGGAUCGUCAUCCUGGUCACCAUCUGCGCCAUCUCCAUCUUCCAGUUCUACAGCUGGCACAGCAGCUACAACGAGGCCAUCAACUACCUGGUGACGGUGCCCAAGUACCGGAUCCAGGCCACGGAGAUCGCCAAGCAGCAGGGUCUCCUGAACCGCACCAAGGAGAAGGGCAAGAACCGGCGCUCCAAAGAGGAGAUCCGGGAGCAGGAGGAGGAGGUGAUCCGGGAAAUCAUCAAGACCAAGAUCGACAUCAAGGGAGGCUACCAGAAGCCCAACUUGUCGGACAUCCUGCUGUGCCAGAUCGUGCUCUUCCCAUACUACCUGACCACCUACCUGAGAUGGUACGCCUCCUGGAUCUACCGCUUCACCAUCUGCAGGGAGGAGUACGGAGAGGAGGAGAAGUUCUACCUCAUCAGGAGGAACAUGAAGAUGUCUCCGUCUCAGUUCGACAGUCUGGAGGACAGCUCCAAGCAGACGUUCCUGGAGAAACAGCUGUGGAUCAAAGACAACUACGAGGUGCACCGGAAGCAGCAGGAGGAAGAGAUGAAAGUGAAGAUGGCGACCGACCCGAGGAUGAAGAGGUACCGGCGCUGGAUGAAGAACGAGGGGCCGGGCCGGCUGACGUUCAUUGACGACUGAAGGCCCCGCUCCGUCUGUCACAUACACACUGCCUCAGUGCCAACACACACACACACACUGUGCUGUGUGCAGAAAGAUUACCUAUGCCUGUUUAUAGAGAGAGAUAUUUUCAUAGUGGAACAAACUGUGUGUGUGGGGGGGGUUCAUGUUUUACAUCAUGCUGUUUUUUCCCCCAAACCAAAUGAAAGCUCAUUGAUAUUUUUAGUUUCUUCCUGCCGGUAAAAGCAGAUGAUGAAUGAGUUUUUGUUCAAUGACUUCCUGCUCACUGACCUAAAACAGCUGCCAGAUGAUGAGACCCACCAGAACCAGGAGGCUCUGGCUCUGUCCAAAGUGAGAAAACACACCUUCAACAACUGCAAAGCUCUGUGUGACAUGCUGUUCACCUGUGCCGGACAUGUGUUAGAAAAGGAAACAUGACUCUCUAAAAGAAACAAGAAGGAAGCGGUGAAGAGAAGAAAUGAUAUCCAUCUUAACGGCCGGUUCCUUUGACCACAGCAGUGUGUGUGUUGUACACGCUGAGCUUCUGAAGCUUUUCUAUGCGAACACAAUGUCUCACUGUAAAUGGAAGCCAAAGUCCCAGCUGCAGAACAGUAUGUGUAGACUGUGAGUGCAGAUAUUUAUCACAAGCACGUUGUUAUUGUGCUCUCUGCUGUUUCUCCAGUUUUAAAUGAUAUUAUUUAUUGCCUCACAUUUCACUGUUCCUUUGUGCUCAUCAGUGUGAAGGUGGCAAAAACCAUACUGUUACUACACCCUCAUACAUCUGUGGUAUGAACACAACAAAGUAGUUUUUUAAUAAAUACAUUUGAAAACA